UACUUCCGGUGGAAUCAUGGAGGAGACUGAAGAAUCCGCUCCGACUGUUGGAUGCCAGCAUUACAAGAGAAAAUGUGCUCUAGUUUCACCUUGUUGCAAAAAGGUAUAUACAUGUCGUGUUUGUCAUGAUGAUGAAGAGAAUCAUCAACUGAUGAGACAGGAAGUUCAGGAAGUCAAAUGUCUACUUUGUGAAAAAGUCCAAAAGGUGGCAGAAACAUGUGAAAAUGAGAACUGUUUGACCGUGUUCGGGACAUACUUCUGUGAGAAGUGUAGGCUAUAUGAUGACGACAACAAGAAACAGUUCCACUGUGACAAAUGUGGUCUAUGCAGAGUGGGUGGGGAAGAGAACUACUUCCAUUGUGAUACCUGUGGUGUGUGCCUUGCCAAGGAACUGAAGAAUGCUCACAAGUGUAUAGAGCAAGCUUCUCGCUCCAACUGUGCUAUAUGUUUAGAGGAUCUGCAUACAUCAAGGAUUGCUGCACACAUACCCCCGUGUGGACAUCUCAUUCACUAUGCAUGUUUUAAGGAAAUGUUGAAAACCGGAAACUAUGCUUGCCCAACCUGUAACCAAUCUAUGGUGAAGAUGGACAAUGUUUGGGAACACAUCGACGAUGAGAUUGCACACACGCCCAUGCCUGAAGAAUACAAGGAUUACAUAGUCCAGAUCCUCUGUCGUGACUGCCACAAGGAAAGCUCGAUAUUGUUUCAUGUGCUUGGGCUGAAAUGCCAGGAGUGUGGAUCAUACAAUACCUGUAGGACGGCAGGGCCAGAAGACGCACAGCAGGAGGACGACAAAAAACCAAGUAAUACUGAUGGAUCGGGAGACUCCGCCUCCGCCAGUAAUAAUCCAACCACGUCUUAGAAGGAACAAGCGCUGUGAUCAAACUGUUGACUAGAAACUGGAAGUAAAUUCCGGAAUAUGUUAGCUACAUCAGUGAUUCAUCAGUCUUCUAGGCCAAACUGUAUAUGUUUCAACUUUUUGUUACAAUUAACGCCACACAAAAGUUUAAUAUAUUGGCCUUUAUUUUGCCUUGCAUACAUUUAAACACCACACUGAAGCAGAAAUUAGUGGCCUACAGGAUGUUUGGGGAUAAUUUACACCACACUGAAGUAGAAAUUAUUAGCCUACAGAACACCACACUGAAGUAGAAAUUAUAGGACUUCAUGUAUUUUAUGUACGAGGUAUAAUUUACAACACACCAAAGCCUAAAUAUUGGCCUAUAUUACGUCUGAGAUAUAAUUAAACACAUCACACAAAAGCUGGAAGUUUUGCCUAUAUUAUUUCUGAGGUAAAAUUGACUCUAAUAUAUGAAUGGUGAUAUGACAUUUCAAAAAGCCUAUUUCACCUAAAUGUUGAAUAAGUCUUAUCCUGUAUCCACUCACAGAAAUAUCAUGGCCAUGAUUAAGCAUCUGAUCAAAAGUGGGUUUUAAAUAAAAUCAAAUUUCCGCAUUUAUUAAUAAUAAUAAUAUUGUACAAUAUGCAUUUUAUAUAAACUGAUUUAAUUCUUAAGAAGAAAGCAUGAUAAUGUUAUAGAUUAACAGGAAGAUAUCUUAAAUAUCAGUUUGCAGAUAUCUGAAAUGAUGUGUUUGAUCUGUUUUUAUUAUUCUGUGUUAGACAAUCAAUUUCACCAUAAGCUUUAAUAAUCUUUUCGAUUAAAGCAACAUAUCAGUGUAACUAGAUAAACAGGUGCUUACACCAGUUAAAAUAGUCCGAAUUAUUCUGAUGUUUUAUCGACUUUUUUCAUAUCGGUCUGUCGUCGAUUAACGUCCGAACU
Mizuhopecten yessoensis (Yesso scallop) is the source of this 1775-nucleotide messenger RNA. Its product is annotated as RING finger and CHY zinc finger domain-containing protein 1-like. Gene Ontology annotation, molecular function: zinc ion binding; ubiquitin protein ligase activity. Gene Ontology annotation, cellular component: nucleus. The record is from RefSeq and is a predicted model, not a curated record. NCBI's taxonomy places the organism in Eukaryota, Metazoa, Mollusca, Bivalvia, Pectinida, Pectinidae. Gene Ontology annotation, biological process: protein ubiquitination; ubiquitin-dependent protein catabolic process. The coding region runs from base 17 to 862 and encodes 281 amino acids. The transcript is spliced from 8 exons.